Messenger RNA from Pochonia chlamydosporia 170, 330 nucleotides. RefSeq lists its product as hypothetical. The transcript has 2 exons. NCBI's taxonomy places the organism in Eukaryota, Fungi, Ascomycota, Sordariomycetes, Hypocreales, Clavicipitaceae. Bases 1 to 330 code for a protein of 109 amino acids. The record is from RefSeq and is a predicted model, not a curated record.
AUGAAGCACAACACUUUCACUCUGCCCUUUUUGCAGCUGGCUGCAGCAAUCUUCGUAGGUCGUACAGAGGCAGCCCCAGUAGCCGAAGCGGCGUCUGCACUUAUCGAGCCUGCACCUAAUCCAUACGUGGAGGAGGCUGUAUCUGGUAGUGAUACGAGCACGGAGUCACUCUCUCCGCGAACCGCCAACGUGAAUCCUCACGCCAAAGACGGUUCCGGUCUCAUUCGUGCCGCCGGCAGGCAUGAUAAUUGUGUCCAUCCGGAUGGCACUUUUCGGUGUCUAAACGUCUUUAUGCCUCGGGCUCUGGGUAGUAGACCUUGGGUGGGUUGA